AGCCCCUUUUAUUUUGCGGACACACACAUACACGCGCUAGCGAGGAGGAUCUAACUGGGGCGGACUCGGACCAUGGACAGCCGCCUGCAGGAGAUCCGGGAGCGGCAGAAGCUUCGCCGGCAGCUCCUCGCGCAGCAGUUGGGAGCAGAAAGUGCGGAUAGCAUCGGGGCGGUGCUAAACAGCAAAGAUGAACAGCGAGAAAUUGCUGAAACCAGAGAGACCUGCAGGGCUUCUUAUGAUACAUCGGCCCCAAAUUCAAAGCGCAAGUAUCUGGAUGAAGGAGAAGCAGAUGAAGAAGAAAUGGAAGAAUAUAAGGAUGAAGUAGAAAUGCAGCAAGAUGAAGAGAACCUGCCCUAUGAAGAAGAAAUUUACAAAGAUUCUAGUACAUUCCUUAAGGGAACCCAAAGCCUAAAUCCCCACAACGACUACUGCCAACACUUCGUAGACACAGGACACAGGCCCCAGAAUUUUAUCAGAGAUGUAGGUUUAGCAGACAGAUUUGAAGAAUACCCUAAGCUCCGGGAGCUCAUUAGACUGAAGGAUGAGCUGAUUUCUAAGUCAAACACUCCUCCCAUGUAUUUACAAGCAGAUUUAGAGGCCUUCGACAUCAGAGAACUAAAGUCCAAAUUCGACGUGAUCCUCCUGGAACCCCCUUUAGAAGAAUACUACAGGGAGACGGGAAUCACCGCGAACGAAAAAUGUUGGACCUGGGAUGAUAUUAUGAAGUUAGAAAUUGAGGAGAUUGCAGCCCCAAGAUCCUUCGUGUUCCUGUGGUGUGGCUCCGGAGAGGGCUUGGAUCUUGGCAGAGUGUGUUUACGCAAGUGGGGUUACAGAAGAUGUGAAGAUAUUUGCUGGAUUAAAACCAAUAAGAACAAUCCGGGGAAGACGAAAACAUUGGAUCCAAAGGCUGUAUUCCAAAGAACAAAGGAGCACUGUCUUAUGGGAAUCAAGGGAACUGUCAGACGCAGCACGGAUGGUGACUUCAUCCACGCUAACGUUGACAUUGACCUAAUCAUCACCGAAGAGCCUGAAAUUGGGAAUAUCGAAAAGCCUGUAGAAAUUUUUCACAUCAUUGAACAUUUCUGCCUUGGAAGGAGACGCCUUCACCUCUUCGGAAGAGACAGCACAAUCCGACCAGGCUGGCUCACCGUGGGUCCGACGCUCACCAACAGCAACUUCAACGCAGAAACGUACGCCUCCUACUUCAGCGUCCCCAACUCCCACCUGACCGGCUGCACGGAAGAGAUCGAGCGGCUCCGGCCGAAGUCGCCCCCGCCGAAAUCCAAGUCGGACCGAGGCGGCGGCGCUCCCAGGGGAGGCGGAAGGGGGGGGACCGCGGCCGGCCGGGGAGAGAGGGGCCGGGAGAGGAACCGGUCCAACUUCCGAGGAGAUAGGGGGGGAUUCAGAGGAGGGAGAGGAGGAGCCCACAGAGGCGGUUUCCCACCUCGCUAACCGCGUCCCGGACGCUGACCGUCCGGAUGGUGCUCUUCGGCCAUUUUCAUCUCCUCGUCCUCCGGGCGACUCCGUCCCCGCCGCCGAUUAUCCGUGCGGCCGGCACGGCCGCCGGCUCACUCCCGCGCCUGGCACGCUUGGCAGACUCGCUCUUCUCCUCGUAGUGCGGAGUGGGUCGCCCGCUGCGCGUUGUCUGCCGGCCGGGAGGCCGGGCCGAACAGACUCGGGGUGGACCUCAUCCCUCAUCCCUGGUGACUGAAUGGACUUUGGGGCGGGUUUCAGCUAAAGCAAAGCCUUUCCACCGAAUUGAGCGCUCCCCCCUUUUGCUGUAGUGCUGGUGCCAACGUGAAGAGUUUAGGAGGCCCAGUUCCCGGUUGUCACUGCCCAGACAGAGUAGGGUCCCGCUGUCUUUGGUGUCGAUGGUGUGAAAUCAGGUGAGGUAAAUUUGAGGUCUGCCGUCGUCACAACCGACCUGAACGGGAGAUGGCCAAGCUCACUCUCUUGGGGGAGAUUUUGCUGUCGUGGUGGUGGUUUGGGGCGUUUAGCAGCUCAGAGGUGGAUCAGACUUAUCAGAAAAGCCGAAUGAUUGCUAACUGUGGGUUAAGCGCUUCUUGUUCUUAAAGGUCCGUUGCCAUAGUUACCAGAAUCUCGGUAGAGAAGUCAGGUUUUGGAGCGAGGCCGGACUUCCUUAAGAUUUGUCUGCAGGGUCAGGGUGGGAUUUUAAGGACUAAAGAGGAAGCCGAGAGAGUGCCCUGUGCCGUAACAGGGAAGUACCUCUUCAGUCAUCCCUGGAAAUCUGGUGCUCAAGGCUAGGAAGAUUGAGCUUAGGAGGGAUUUUUAAACAGGAGUGAUGCCAAGACAAAAUAAUAGGAAGCCUUUCGUUGUGAGCACAGUUUGUAAACAGAACGGUGGAUCGGCGUUACGUUUCUCAAGGAAAACUGGGGACGUUCAGCAGUUGUGUGGGCCUGGGUGCAGGCUUGCCUCCUUGGUACAGUGCCAUUCCUGUUUUAAAUGAGCAUCGGAUCUGGUGAAUGAGAAAGGAACUUCAGUAUUGUUUUGAUAAAUACCUUCAUAAUGCCUUGACGAGGUUCGGAUUUUCA
This is a messenger RNA of Tachyglossus aculeatus (Australian echidna), 2552 nucleotides long. RefSeq names its product methyltransferase like 14 (gene METTL14). NCBI's taxonomy places the organism in Eukaryota, Metazoa, Chordata, Mammalia, Monotremata, Tachyglossidae. Gene Ontology annotation, molecular function: mRNA binding. Gene Ontology annotation, cellular component: nucleus; RNA N6-methyladenosine methyltransferase complex. The record is from RefSeq and is a predicted model, not a curated record. The transcript is spliced from 11 exons. The coding region runs from base 73 to 1452 and encodes 459 amino acids.